Messenger RNA from Anopheles marshallii, 1206 nucleotides. Its product is annotated as probable mitochondrial glutathione transporter SLC25A40. The record is from RefSeq and is a predicted model, not a curated record. Gene Ontology annotation, biological process: mitochondrial transmembrane transport. Lineage: Eukaryota; Metazoa; Arthropoda; Insecta; Diptera; Culicidae. Bases 1 to 1206 code for a protein of 401 amino acids. The transcript is spliced from 3 exons.
AUGGCACGCAGCCUGGACAGCACUGCAUCGGUUGCAGCAGGGGAAGAUAUGGACGAUAGCCGAUUUCGAAUCCGACCAUAUCAACAAAUACUAUCAUCCUGCAGUGGCGCUCUAGUAACGUCGCUGUUCAUGACUCCAUUGGAUGUAGUGAAGACACGACUACAAGCACAACAGAAAGUACUGAUAUCAAAUAAAUGCUACCUUUACUGCAAUGGUUUAAUGGACCAUAUUUGCCCAUGUGGUCCAAACGGUACGUUAGGUCCAUCGGCGAUCAACAAACGUGCUCUACACUUCAAUGGAACAAUUGAUGCUUUUACUAAAAUCAGUCGCUACGAGGGUGUUCCAUCGCUCUGGUCUGGUUUAGGACCAACCCUGAUACUGGCCCUUCCGACCACGGUCAUUUACUUUGUGGCGUACGAACAGUUUCGCAUUCGCUUGAAGGAACUGUACCAAAGAAAGAAAGGCCGGGAUGCUGAACUUCCCAUUUGGCUGCCACUACUGGCUGGAAGCUCAGCACGCGUUCUUGCCGUGACAAUCGUGAAUCCACUCGAGCUGAUCCGCACCAAAAUGCAGUCUGAAAAGCUAAGUUAUCGAGAGGUUGGACAAGCGUUCCGCAGCAUGUUGCGAGUACAGGGCGUGUUUGGGCUGUGGAAAGGUUUCUUUCCCACGAUACUACGAGAUGUCCCAUUCAGUGGCAUCUACUGGACGACGUACGAGUCCAUCAAGAAACACUUCAACGUUAGCCAACCGACGUUUGCGUUCAGCUUUGCUGGUGGUGCUGUUUCCGGUGGGGUGGCCGCUUUUAUCACCGUGCCCUUCGAUGUGGUCAAAACACAUCAACAGAUUGCGUUCGGCGAGCAAUUCUUUUACGCUCAGAACGGUGACAAGGCGGCCAAGAAACCGUUCAAAGCCAUUGGCACGUUCGAGACGAUGGGGCGAAUAUUCCAAAUGAACGGUAUCCGUGGACUGUUUGCAGGGUUAACACCACGGUUGGUAAAGGUAGCACCCGCCUGUGCCAUCAUGAUCGCAUCGUUUGAGUAUGGGAAAAACUUUUUCUAUCGCUACAACGUUCAGCGUUAUCAAGAGAAGAAUGACAAAGCACUUGCUGCUAGUGACAUCGGUACCAGUACCGUGGUUAGUAGUGUGCCAUCCGCCACCCUCGUUACUUCCCCGGCGCAUCGCGGCCGCCAAAUAAACAAGUACUAA